Adineta steineri is the source of this 1317-nucleotide messenger RNA. Lineage: Eukaryota; Metazoa; Rotifera; Eurotatoria; Adinetida; Adinetidae. The record is from the annotation of a GenBank genome assembly.
AUGCCGGAUUCAAAAUUAUAUGAUAUACUUGGUGUACAACGAAAUGCAAAUGAUCAAGAAAUAAAAAGAGCAUAUCAUAAACUUGCUAAAACACAUCAUCCAGAUAAAAAUCCUGAAUCAGCUGAAAAGUUCAAAGAAAUUUCAUUUGCAUACCAAGUAUUAACUGAUGAAAAUAAAAGACGUGUUUAUGAUUCAUAUGGAUUAGAAGGACUUAAGGAAGGUGGUGGCGGCGGCGGUCAUGGUGGAGGUAGUAUGGCAGAUAUUCUCGGACAAUUUUUUGGUGGUGGUGGUGAAUCACCUUUUGGUGGAGGUGGUCAUCCUUUCGGUGGUCACCCAUUCGGUAAUUUAUUUGGACAUUCCAUGGGUGGAGGCGGAGGAGGAGGAGGCCGAAACCGACGUCGUAAAGGUGAAGAUGUUGCACAUCCACUCAAAGUAACACUCGAACAAUUAUAUAAAGGUGUUACACGUUCACUUGAAAUCUCUCGUAAAGCUCUUUGUGAAACAUGUAAAGGAGUUGGUGGUCGCGAUGGUGCUAAACAAUCAUGUACAACAUGUCGCGGUCAUGGUAUUCAAAUAGUUACAAGACAAAUAGGUCCAAAUAUGAUGCAACGAAUGCAACAAGUAUGCAAAGAUUGUAGUGGAGAAGGUGAAAUAAUCAAUGAACGUGACCGUUGUAAAACCUGUCAUGGUAAAAAGACAAUAGAUCAAAAGAAAAAACUUGAAGUUGUUAUAUCACCUGGUAGUAAACAUGAACAACAACUUCGUUUUCCAGGUGAAAGUGAUCAAGCACCAAAUAUGGAACCUGGAGAUGUUAUUGUUGUUUUACAACAAGAACCUCAUGCUGUUUUCCAACGUAAUGGAGAUAAUCUCGUUAUGAAACAUAAAAUCAAUUUAGUUGAAUCAUUAUGUGGCUUUCAACUGGUUAUAACACAUUUAGAUGGAAGAAAAAUUGUUUUAAAACAUCCAGCAAGUGAUCCAAUUGCACCGGAAACAUAUCGAUGUGUAAAAGGACAAGGGAUGGUUAAUAUGCGAACUCAUGAUACAGGAGAUUUAAUUGUUCAAUUUGAUGUCGAAUUUCCUUCGGAUAAAUCUCAACUUGAUCCUCAAAUAUUUAAGCAACUUGAAGCACUUUUACCAAAACGUCCACAUGUCGACAUUCCAAAAGGUGAACAUGUCGAAGACGCACAUAUGAUAGAUUUUCAUACAACAAAAUCUGCACAUAGUGAUCGACAAGGUACUCGUCGUGAAGCUUAUGAUGCUGGCGAUUCCGAUGAAGAAGGUGGUCAACCAGGUGUUCACACAUGUAGAUCUCAAUAA